This is a messenger RNA of Cucumis sativus (cucumber), 920 nucleotides long. Its product is annotated as cytochrome b5, seed isoform. The transcript has 3 exons. The coding region runs from base 278 to 679 and encodes 133 amino acids. Gene Ontology annotation, cellular component: endoplasmic reticulum; membrane. NCBI's taxonomy places the organism in Eukaryota, Viridiplantae, Streptophyta, Magnoliopsida, Cucurbitales, Cucurbitaceae. The record is from RefSeq and is a predicted model, not a curated record. Gene Ontology annotation, molecular function: heme binding.
ACUGGAGAGUCGAAUUGAAUUGAAAGCAAAAUAGAAAGAAAGAAAAGGAAGAAUGGUUGGUAUGAGAAUGGCAUUGCAUCAGCCUUACCCCUUACCUUACCUACCGAACGCUCAAUAGGAAAGAAAUAAAAUGAUAUUACCAUAUUAAUUUCAAUGUCUCACCAAUCCCAUUUAACACCACUAACCUUCAAAAACUCUCUCUCUCUCUCCCCCAUUUUUUCCUUCAAAACAACAAAGAUUUGCCUUUCAUAUUACACUAAACUUUCAAGUUCCGACAAUGGGCGGCCACUCGGUGUUCACCUUGGCUGAGGUUGCUUCCCAUGACAAUCGCAACGAUUGCUGGUUGAUCAUUGAAGACAAGGUGUAUGAUGUAACAAAAUUCCUUGAAGACCAUCCUGGUGGUGAUGAAGUUUUGUUGUCAGGCGUUGGUAAGGAUGCAACCAAUGAUUUUUUCGAUGUUGGGCACAGUAGCACUGCCAGAGCAAUGAUGGAAGAAUUUUAUGUAGGCGAUAUCGAUAGCUCAACUAUUCCUGCAAAAAGAGAUUAUACUCCUCCAAAGCAACCCCUAUACAACCAAGACAAGACACCAGAAUUCAUUAUCAAGGUCCUCCAGUUUCUUGCUCCCUUGGUAAUUUUGGGCUUGGCUUUUGGCAUCCACCUCUAUAUCAAAACAACUUAAAUAUUGACACUAUAUCACUUCUAUUUUCCUUUUUUUGUUCGAAAAAUUGGUUCAAUAUGUCCCAACGAGUGUACUUUGUUGAAACUUGUAUGAUUAUCUUGAAAAAUUGUUGGGAGUGUGACCCUUUCUUCUAUGGUUUUUUUCUCCUUGUACUUCGUUAGUGUGUACCUCGCUUGCACGCUUGCAACUGUUAUUUGACUUCCUCCUCUUGAUCUUGAAAAAUAGGCGUGCAAUUUGCAAA